Messenger RNA from Durusdinium trenchii, 1090 nucleotides. The record is from the annotation of a GenBank genome assembly. Lineage: Eukaryota; Dinophyceae; Suessiales; Symbiodiniaceae.
AUCAGAUACAUCCGUUUUGGAACGUCUCCAUGGCUGCUGUGACAGUGCCAUCUCUGUCGCCUCUGCAGAGAGAGGCGCUCCAACGGACGCCUCAGUUGCGGCGCCACAGAGGAACGCAGCGAAGCUUUCGUGCGGAGGGAGCAGCAUGGCCGACAGGCCAGCAGCGGCUGUGCCAAGGCUUGCUCCGUGCCGCGCUUCUUGCGCGGCUGGGUCACAGGCUCCAGAGCUGCUCGCAGUCCCGAACGCCCCGACCUCGCUCGUGCCGCCGCGCGGUCGCACGACGGCCACCCUCCCAGGGUGAGGCGGAGUACUUCAAACCGUUGGUGGAAGGAGAUGUGCUCUCCGCUUCGCUCCGCCAGCGCUGCAUUGUUGGCUCCAUGUUUGUGCUUUUGUCUCUGGGCCUGGCGAAGGUGGCGCUCCUCUCCGGGAGCUGUGCCGCACCACAGGUGCUGCUCUACGCCUGCGCGGUGGUCGCCGGGGUGGAGUUCGCCGACUUUGGCACCGGGGUCUACCACUUCUCGGUGGACAACUAUGGGAGCGCCCAGACGCCCAUCGUGGGAUCUCAGAUUGAGGCCUUCCAAGGCCAUCAUGAAGAGCCUUGGACCAUCACCUACAGGGACUUUUGCAACAAUUGCUUUCCCACCUGCAUAGCCACAAUGCCAUUUCUCCUGGGCUUUGAGCUCUUCUGCCCAUCGCCGGUGGUUCUCUUGUGGGCCAUCGUCGCCUGUGCCGGCAUCGCCUUUUGCCAGGAGUUUCACAAGUGGAGCCAUACGCUCCGGUCGCAGUGCCAUCCAGUCAUCAACUGGCUGCAAGACCGUGGAAUUCUGGUGCAUCGAUCGGCACACCUGCGCCAUCACAAGCCGCCCUUUGAGACGAACUAUUGCAUCGUGACGGGGCACAUGAAUCCGAUCCUGGACAGGAGUGGCUUCUUCACCCACCUCGCAGCGCUGAUCACUCGCAUCACUGGAGUGAAGCCCCGAUGCGAGACGGGUGAUCGCUUCAACUACCUGCUGGACAGGCGAGAGUAGAGUGGCUUGUGGAGUGGCUGGCGUUGUCGCACGGAGUUUGAUGGGAAGUGGCACGUGAGAUC